AUGGAAAGCAAGGCCAAGGAAGAUAAGAUUAAAGACGACUCCAAGCGUCGUGAUCUUUUCGUAUUUGUAAGACAAACCAUGUGCAUAGCGGCCAUGUUUCCCUUUGGAUAUUACGUCAAGGGAUCUGGAUGCCUGGCCCAUCUGGUCAGAGUCUGCGACUUGCUCUACGAGCUCUUCAACUACUUUGUAUCCGUGCACAUCGCUGGUCUGUUCAUCUGUACCAUAUACCUAAAUUACGGCCAAGGAGACUUGGACUUCUUUGUGAACUGCUUGAUUCAAACUAUCAUUUAUUUGUGGACCAUUGCGAUGAAACUCUACUUUCGUCGGUUCAGGCCAGGAUUGCUGAAUGCCAUCUUGUCCAACAUCAACGACGAGUAUGAGCCGCGUUCUGCCGUAGGAUUCAGCUAUGUCACAAUGGCGGGGUCUUAUCGGAUGUCCAGGCUGUGGAUUAAAACCUACGUCUACUGCUGUUAUAUUGGCACCAUUUUCUGGCUGGCCCUUCCCAUAGCUUACAGGGACAAGAGUCUGCCUCUAGCCUGUUGGUAUCCCUUCGAUUACACGGCAAGCUGAUUAUUUAAAUUGCUAAUAUCAAUAAAUGUAAUUGUGCCAUCUCUAGCAACCAAUUGUCUACGAGGUGGUGUUCUUUCUUCAGGCGAUGGGACAGAUUCAAGUGGCGGCUUCCUUUGC
Messenger RNA from Drosophila biarmipes, 687 nucleotides. RefSeq names its product odorant receptor 83a-like. The coding region runs from base 1 to 570 and encodes 189 amino acids. NCBI's taxonomy places the organism in Eukaryota, Metazoa, Arthropoda, Insecta, Diptera, Drosophilidae. The record is from RefSeq and is a predicted model, not a curated record. The transcript has a single exon.